Messenger RNA from Cinara cedri, 14590 nucleotides. NCBI's taxonomy places the organism in Eukaryota, Metazoa, Arthropoda, Insecta, Hemiptera, Aphididae. The record is from the annotation of a GenBank genome assembly.
AUGAACGGGAUGUUCAAAAAUAUUACGAUUUUAUCGCUGAUUUCGACAUUACAAUGUUCAUCGCAAGAUGACUAUUGCGAUUCGAUACAAGUUAUAACGAAUUUUUGUAUCAAAAGACAUGUUCAAACGAUAACGGCCGCUACGUGUUGGCCAUCAGGUACAAAAUGCCGUACAAAUGGGUAAUUUUAGAUUAAUUUAUGUUUUAUACAAUUAUUAUUAUAUAGAGGUCAGUGUACAAUUAUUGAAGAAAUUGUCAGCGAUCGAUAAAUCAUUGAGUUUCUGUCUGCAGUUCAAACCUCAAACACACGUUACGUGGUAUAGACACGGGCUUAUGGUCGAUUUAUCUUACAACAAAUCAAUAAACUUUAUCCAUAACGUUGUUAUACCAUUAUAAUAUUACGAGUAAUUUCUACGUAUUAUAUUUUACAAUCUAACAAUGCGAAUUAUUUUAAAAUUCUCAACUUUCGGUUUAAAAGGCAUGGGGAGAUGACGCCAUGAUUAUAGCGGAAAAACAGAGACAACUCUUGGUCCAAUUGCUUUCCAAUCUUGCAUAUUUCAAAUUUCUGCUAUUAGGUCAUUUAAAAUAAUAUGUAUAUUAUGUUUAAAAACAACUUUCCAGGACCAAAAUAAGAAAAACCACUGAAUAAAUGAAUAUGUCGGGAAAUCAACGUUAUUUCUGCGGAAAUUCUCAUUAGUAUGAGAUCAAUAUAGUAUUCAAAACGUACUUAUUGCAAUUUCAAACAUGACUUCUCCAAGUGACAAGUCCUUUUAUUUAUUUGUUGUUUUCAAUGUCUUAGUUACCUUGGUAACAAUGGAAAAAGGUUCAGAUGCCACGACUAAUACAAUACUCUAUUUUUCGUUCGCAAAGCUUUAUCGUUGCAUGCAGUAAUUUAUUUUAAACUAAAUCACCCUAUAUAGUAUCCUACCUUCUAAACUACCCACUAACACCAGUGGCCUACCCAUGGUGUGCAGACGUAUGUCCAGCUUUUUUUUUUAUCUGAUCAUUAAGUAUUGAUUAUAAGCAUAUACACUGCUCGUGUACACGCUAUGGUGACCUGAAACUUUGGGCAGUUUGCCAAAGUUCGAUGUGGUUGUUCAUAAAAAUAUAUUUCAUCGCUUUGGUAAAAAUCUUUAACCGAAAUAUACGUUAUUACAAUAAUAAUUAAUUUGACGAUAAAUGAUAAAAAUGGUGUGGAGUUUAACGGCCGUUUUACGGUGUGUCUCGUUAAGAUUUACGAUUUUAAAACGGCAGAAAACUAUAAUGUAAACAGUAAAAACGAACAUCAUCUGUCUUAUUUCAAAACAGUGAAUUCUCGCACGAUGCCACACGUAUACAUAUAUUAUUUAGGUACUUUGUCGAAAAACAAUAUUUCAGCUGCCAAAAUGGCUUCGUCAUAUUAUUUUACGACAAUUUAAAACGUAUUUUAGGAAUCAAGAGAUCCAAUAAUACGAAAACUUUACGAAACAAAAAUAACGCCAUAUUACGAAAGUGAUUUGUUCACAGACGCGGCAAAGGGCACAGAAAGAAUUUGUACGGAAUUUCACGGAUUUAUGGUACUCGUACACGAUAAGAUAAACACCCAUGAACAACAGAGCUCUGCUCUGGACACUAGAGUUGAAUUUUCCCCACUGUUUUUGUAUAGUCGAAAUGUUAUUUUCAUAAUAAUAAAUGACAAAAUACUAUAAUAAUUCACAGCUGUAUACUUUAUUAUGAUUAUACUGAAAAGGGAGAAAUUCAAUAGGGUUUGAAUAUUGACACACUUAAAACCUCCAGAAUGCACGUCCUCGAUACUAAUCCCGUGCGUAUAAGAAAUUUCCUUAAUCUGGCGUUAUUUUGGGAGUCUGUAGAUGUAUACAAAGCUAAAAUACACCUUUCUUCCGCUGGUUAAGUUCAUAUUGAAAUUCAAUUCGGCUCUUAUCACGUCGAUCCGCCUACGAAACAACACCAGGAUUUCCGAGUAUGAGCCGAUUCGGCCCAGAAAGAUCGACUAGAAAUUGUCAUAGUUAGGAAAUACGUAUAUACUAUAACAGGCAAAAUAUACAAUGUAAUAGCGUCUGGUUUCGGGGAAAAUUCGACGAUAAUAAUCGAUAUAAUAGUUUAUUAUUAGAUUGUUUAUUAUUUUGUCGUUUACAUAGGUCGAAAAGACAUCGGCAUACCGAGUUGUUAAUAAGAAAUGGCAAGAAGACGAGAAAUGCGGACUGUACGAAAUUCAGCUAUUCAAGUUGCCCCAUUACUUUCCGGUAAGUUAAAAAAUCCGGCCACAGAGACGUGUUCGAACAAAAGUACGUUGGUUUUUUCGCCAUCCGUCCGUUUUUUUUUUUUUUUUUUUUGUAAAAAAAUUACCUAUACCGAUGAGACGUCGAAUACAGUACUCAAUAAUAUUUUUCUCCUUUCGUCAAGGCUGAUCCAAGAACAACAAUUCGGAAUCAGACGUCGUUUCAUUGAACAGUGGACGCCGCCCUAACCGAUAUGCGACUCUACGAAAAGAAACAGACAUUGCGUUACAGUUGUUCGGUUACGGGAUAUUCGUUUCUUUCAUGACUUUUAUCUUAGUACUUGUGUAUCAUCACGCUUUUGUAAACUAUCUUCGUCCGAAAUAUAGAAAAAAAAGUACGCUUUUGAGUGGCCAAGUCGAACACAGUGUAUUAGUUAUAAUAUGUUGUGUAUGUAUCUGUACCAACGAUGAGAUGUAUAAUAUUUAUCGAAAUAUUAGUAAUAACAUAUGNUGUAUUAGUUAUAAUAUGUUGUGUAUGUAUCUUUACUAACGAUGGGAUGUAUAGUAUUUAUCGAAAUAUUAGUAAUAACAUAUGUGAAAAAUUAAAUUAUUAAAUCGGUAUUAAAUUUUUUGUUGUUUUAGAUUAUAAUUUUAUUAUUAUUUAAUUAUAAAUUUACAUUUAAUUAUUAAAUUUUAAUUAAAAUUUCGUUGCGUUUGCUUUCAUUCUGAAAAUUUGACUCGUAUACUUGUAGAUACGCAGUAUACUGCAAUAUCCCAAAAACGGUCGACAAGUUUAUCUUGCGUGAUAUCCGUCGAAUAAAACAAUAACACUUUAGAGAUAUACGAGUACAAAUAUAAAAUCACUACGAUUGUUUUAAUAUCUCAGAGUGUGAGUAUCAUCCUUUUCUGAAAACGAAUCGAUUUUCGUUUUUUUAAAUAAUGUUUAAAGGCCAAAAUAGCCCCUUUACUAAACAAAAUAAUAUUAAUAAUAAUAAUCAUAAUGUGGGGGAUAACAAUAAUGCAGUACUAAUAAUAAUGGUCGAUAAAAUAAAAUGUUUAAAAGGCAAGAAGAGCGGUUAUGAUAUUCGAGCGAAAUAACAAAACGAUAGAAAAAUAUAACUUUUCAUUGUAAGUACUUAGGUACAUGAUUCAAUUUAUCGGAUUCGUACGAUAUUAAGAUAAUAUGUUGAACUUUUCGGAAAAGUUAGCAAAAUACGUGGCAAGUAAUCGUUGCUAUAAAUUGUGAUCGUACAUAAACUUAAAUUGCAAACAUUUACUCGUAACUAUUGCAAGGUUUUAUUUCUCAAUGGCUUUAUAAGUCUUAUCUAAAAUCCACAUAGAGAUUCCAAAUUUCGGGACGUCUACAAUAACGAUUAUACAAUGUUACGGUUAUUUCGAAUGAUAACAAAUAAUAAUAUUGUUCCGAUAAAGAACGUUUAAAAUAUAAUAAUAUCAACUAAGUUUUUGAACAGUCUAAUCAUAAUUUCAAGAAAGUUAUAAAUUCAAAUUCGAUUUUAAGUUAAACCGCAACGGAAACAGUUUUCUCGAACGGAUUGUGCAAUUAUUUUGGACAAUUCGUUUCAACAAACUACGAGUGUUAACAGUUUGGGGUUUGUACAAAAUUCAACACCACCAACCACAAAUUAUAAAGACCGUCCGAUAAACUGUUGAUGUAUAGCUCUUGUCUGUGUGCAAACACAGCAACAUUUAAAGGCAGUGUUUGAUUUGGGAGGGGACGCGGGAACACUGAGUACCUCAACUAUUUUUUUUUAAUAUUCUAACGUUCUGCUAUUAAAGUACUUAUUGAACUAUUAACUAGAGUUACUCAUUAGUUAUUACACGUGUAUACAUGAAAUUAAAAAUUUUAUGCUAGAAACCGUGUAAUCCGAAAUUCACGAAUGCGAAAUCGUGAAAGAUAAAUCACGUGAAUAUAAACUUUAAAAUAAUCAAAUAAACGUGUUUUAAAUAUUUCCCUUUUUUGAUGCACAAUAACAAUAAAUGCAUAUGAUAUCUAGUUAGUGACGAAUAAAGUCGUUUUGAUUUUUGAAGUUUCGAUUUUAUUUUUCUACAAGAAAUUUUGCUCCGAUCAAAAAAUGACAAGACACACGGCACUAGUAGGUAUAUAUAAUAUCUAUACAUAUGACCAUUAUGGCGUAUUGACUUCUUCAAUGCGCCAACUAGAUUUAGAAUGCUACAAAUAAGCUUUUUGUUAUUUUUUGUUUGGCAUACAAUUUCUAGUAAAAAAUCAAAAUCGAACAUGAUGAAACAUAAUGAUCACGUGGAUUUAAAUCACGGAAUUCACGUAUUUGGAAAUUCACGUGUCACGUGAAAUACGAAAAUAAACAACAUAAAUAUCCGUGUACACGUAUACAAUAAAAUACGUAUUUUAUUAGGCCCUCUAGUAAUAAUGGUCAAUUGAACAAUACACUAUUAUCUUGUUUAACCCAGUGAUCAAUAUUCUCAUCACGAUGAAGAGAAGAUUAGGAUGUGUCACUUCAAUGCUAUGAUGUUGACGCAAACAAUUAUGGCAGUUUGGUACCUAGUUCAUAAUUGCUCACCAGAGUACGGUAUGCCUAGCAUUUGCCUGACGACCGAUUUUUAUAUACGUUUCAAUAUUGAUUUGUACAUAAUUUGUAUUUAAAUCUAUACAGAGUGCCCCCACAGAGAUAAUCAUAAAUAAUAAAUCAUAAUAAUAAAUAAUAAUAACAUUGUUAUAUUUUCGGAGAUAAUAAAGAUAACCAAAUUCUGUUUUUAUUAAAUAUUAUUCACAAAGAUAGGGAAUGCGAAUAUUUCUAUUUCAAGUAAUUUUUUAUAUUUUGGUAAAAAAAUUUAAAAAUAACUUUUUAUUUUAUUGGUUUUGAAAAAUUUGAAGAUAGUCACUUUAAAAUGUUUAUUCUUCUGAAAGUUGUAACUUUUUGUUUUCAUUAAAUUAUUUUAAUAUUUUUUUAAAGUUCAGAGACGAAAAUUCUACAGUCAGUUAGUUAUAAUAAUAAGAAUCACUUAGCGAAUGCGAUUACAGUCCGCUGCAUAAUUAUGGGUAUUUUUCAGAACUUUAAAAAUUAUUAAAAAUUACGAAUUUAAUGAAAACCAAAAGUUGAUACAUCAACAUUUUCAGAAGAAUAAACUCUAUAAAAUAGCUAUCUUUAAAUUUUUCAAAAACAAUAAAAUAAAAAGUUAUUUUUUUAAGUUUUUUACUAAAACAUACAAAUUUAAAUCAAAUAUAAAUACUUUUAGUUCUUAUCCCUACAAAUAAUAUGAAAAAAAAAAAAAAAAAAAAAACAGAAUUUGAUUAUCUUUAUAUCUUUAUUAUCUCAAGAGAUAUUAUAAUGGAAAUAAUUUUCGUAGGGCACCCGGUAUGAUGUUCCAAUAUCAAUUGUAGUAAUAUUGGGAAGUAUGUUAACAUAUUUCAAAUAUGAUAAAUUGAUAUAAAUAAAAUGUUAUAAUUAUAUAUAUAUAUAUAUAUAUAUAUAUAUGUAUAUAUAGUAUGUAUUAUGUUUAUUUAUUUAUUGAUACAUAUUGUGUAUAAAAACGAAAUAAUUAAUGCCUACCACUGUUUGUAAAUGAUAAUAGAAAAAAUUAUUUAAUCAAGUUUCAUUUUUAGAAAUUUGUUCAACUGUUAAUGUUCUCCGUUCUCCCAUACGAGAUCUACUCGUGGUUUUUAAUUUUUGUAGUGUUGUAAAAAAAAAAAUCCAGAAUGCCAAAUCAAUGUUUCGUGGUGGGAUACAAAACCAGCUAUGCUAGUAUUAUAUUCAAAAAUUAAAAAUCGAAAAUAAAAAACAAGCAACUUUGUUUCGUGCAGAAAAAGUUUGAAUUUGUUUUAAUUAUUCAUAAAUAAAUAAAUACUGAACUAUGAGGAAAAAAAUUGUGUCCGCUGUACACAAAGUAUUCGUAACACUAAAACCGGCCUUGAAAAUUGAAAAAUGAUUAAUUUAUACAAAAAUAAGUUUGUAACUGUUUUUUUAUAGAUAUUUUAAUGUUGGUUUUAAAAAAAGACAAGUUAUAAAUAUCUAAACGAUUAUUACGUUAUACCGUUUUGUUAUGAUACGUGUCUAAUGGUUUUAUAUUAAUGCUUCUAAGGGGUACUGUAAAAGGAGGCGUGGGGGCGAAGCCCUUUUCGGUAAUGUGAGGGAUAUUAAAAUGUUGAGGACGCGCUGUAUACAGGUACUGUUACACAUAGGUAAUUAUUUUUAUUUUCGUAUGCUUUGAGGGGAACCGACAUUUAUAGUUAUGACUUAUGACUCAAUGGUAGUGAAUAAUUAAAGAUGUUAACUUUACAAAUCGUGAGUUUCUAAUAAUGUGUUAAUAUUAAAAUAAUAAACAGCAGCUACAAAAACCACAAAGAACAGCAAUGGCAUUUUUGUUGAAAUGGAUAUUUUUUUAAUAGGUAAGUCAACAAUAUAUCGCGUUUUUUUAGUAGACAAAUUAUUGAACAUUUACUUUUAUAAAAAACGAAAACGUUUAAUUUUGUGUUCCACAUACGUUUUAUUAUAAAAAUAAUAGUGAGGCGGAGGAAAACGGUUAAAAAUAAUUAUGCCUAGUUUUUACUAGUUUGAAAUAAAAAUAAAAUAAAUGUAGGGACAAUAUUUCGACAAAGGGAAUGGAUAAACGAAUAAUUCGAAAUUAUUUGGUAAGUACCCGUAUAAUAGAUGUUAGGUACUUUACAAAUAACUAUAAUUUUUUUGCCAUGUAGAUUAUGUACCCACUAAUACGAUUUCCUUUGAUAUGAAAUCACUUUUGUUCUUUCGGGCGGAUUUUUAAUGACUUAGUUAAACUGUGGCCUAUACUAUUUCGACCAAAAUAUAGAGAAAACAAAAAUACCGACUCACUCAGACGGUAAUUUCAUUCGGGUUCGAGUAUACAAUAAAUACUCUAGGUUAAUGUUUGGACGGACUUUUCUGUGUUCGAACUCGGGGUAAUGUGUAUGUUAUAUAUUUUUAUUUCAGUGGCCGCAGUAACCGUUAUUCCUGCGGCGGACGCCGAUUCGUUUAAAUACGACGGAAUUCUACGAGUUUUAACAAACGUUUUUCUCCGGAGACACGUCCAAACAGUAACUGCGCAUACGUGUUGGCCGUGCGGUUAAGUCAACUUUGCCCACAUGAUAAUAUUACAUUGUUCAAACAUGUUUAAUUUAACAAAAUAUUUUAUACUUUCGCUGUAUUAUUGUACAACAGUAUAUACCAGCUAUCGCGUCGAAACGAAUAACAUUCGACUCUUACGAUAAUUUAUUGUUGUUGUGUUGAAUUUAUAGAUAUCGAAAUGAAACUUUUGGAAAACCUAUCGGCUAAUGAUAUAUCCGUGUCCUUCGGCAGCAGCCAUUCCGCCGUGGUGCGGCGAACACAAGCCACGUGGUACAGACACGCAUAUUUAAUUGAUCUGUCUUGCGAGCGGUCGACGAAUGUCUUUCAAAGGGUAAUAUUUUAUUCGUCGUCUGUAUGGCUUGUUAUACAUGCAUGAUAUACAGGCUGCUCAACAUAACAAUAUCAAAAUUUUUUCGGAAAUUAUUGUUUAGAACAUUUAAGAAAGAAACAUCACUAACAUUUUACAUUACCGUUAUUCUUUGUCAUCUUUAGUUUUUAUGGAGAUACCGCCACCCACUUUUGAUUUUUAAAUGUUCACAUCAAAAAUUCCAUAAAUAUGAGAGAUUUUAGUUUAAACAUAUUUUGGUGGUUGACAUUUUUAAUUUUCGUCAAUCUGUUGACAAGAUAUUUUACUUAACGUUUGCCCUUAUUUCGGUAGAAAAAUUGUAGUGAAACGUAUUCAAAUCACACGCACCGCGCCACCACACAAAUGAUACUUCAAUAUUGUGAGUAUUGUCCUCCUAUCCAAAAUUAAAAGUGGAAUAUAUCAUUAAAGAGUUGUCCGAAAUUGAAAAAUGUCAAUACCAAAAUUUACUAAACCUUCAUCUACCCAUGCAAUUUUAAUUCUACUUGAAAAUCAAAAUUAGGUAGAGGUUCCCCCUCCCUAAAUUAAGGGUGACAAUACAUAACAGAAAUACUUGCCACGGGAAUGAGUUUUUUCCGUUGUGUUGAUCACUCUGUAUAUGAGUAUUUUAUUGUAAAUUGCACCACCGUACGGGUCGUUUAUUUUAUUAUUGACUUCGCAAUGCUAUUAAGAACAGUAUUGAAAUUGCAAUUACUGUAUUCAAUUUGUUGUAUGUGAAGUUUUUUUUUUUUUUUAUCGUUAAUUUUAUAGAUUUCAAACUUCCGAGUGGUAUUUAAUGCACAAAACGAUUGGAUACUGUUAGAUGGACAACCCGUGGUCGCGAACGAAACAAAUAUGACCGCCGCAUCUCUCGCCACGGAAAUAUUUCAAACUUAUUUGGGUGAAGCGUACGUCUUACCAGAUUCAGGUGUAUUUUUGUUCCAAAUGACUGGACAAAAGGACUUUUGGCACAUUUGGAACGGUUUUCGGGCCAGUAAAUCGGACACGAUGAGAGUAUACAAAAUAGGUACGGCGUCCCCGGAAAGUUUAGAGAUCGACGAUUUACGUGAGGAAAGGCGAGAUUUUCGGGGAAUAACACUGAAAGUGAACACAGUCGUACGUAAAUAUGAAUCCUAAAGUAUUAUAAUUAAAAAUGAAAAGAAAAAACUACUGAAAAAAAAAAUAUUAUUAUUUUUCGCCGAUCAGAUCGUAGAGAAAGAACUUUUUUCGGGAUUUAAAAAAAAGAUAAGUUCUGAACUGGAUAUAUUCUCUCACAUACAUUACGAAAUGAUCGAAACGUUAUCUCAACAGUUGAAUUUUAGGUAUGUAAGUAAAUUGUUUGUAAGCUUUUAGUACAAUAAUAAUUAGCGCCUGGAUACCUCGAAAAUGCACUAAAAAAUUCCAAAAAAUUCACUAAAAAGUGCGAAAUAAAAAUUAAUUCUUCUAAUCUAUUUAAUUUUUUUAUAAUUAUUCAAUUUUAAAAUGUAUUUAAUUUAAAGUUUAUCUAUAUAGUUUGUACACGAAUUCAUUUAUUUAUUAUUACAACAUAACAAACGCAAUAACAUAUUAAGUUCUAUUUAUAGUAUAAUUAAUUAGGCAAUAACCAUAAUAUAUUGUGUGUGUGUGUGUGUGUGUUUUAUUAUUAUUUUGAAGGAUAUCUCUCGGUAUCAACGAUGAAUACGGUUGGUCAUAUGGUAAUGGUACAUUUGGCGGCUUAAUGGGUGUUCUACAAAAAGACGAAAUCGAUUUGAGUGGAGCUGGUGUUUUGAUCCGCGCGGAUAGGUUGGCAGUGGUCGAUUAUACAAUUGGUACAAUGUCAUUUCGGUAAAUUUUUCCCGAUUUUUGUUAUUUUAAAGUAAUAAUUUCAAUAAUUAUAAGAUGACCAUCGUCUAUACAUAUAAAAACGAAAGUGUCCUGAGUGGCUGAUUCAUAAUUAACGCAGAGCCGAACCUCUUAGUGCUAUCUAUUUUAAAUUUUGAGGAUAGAUUAGUAUUAUAAUUUCACCGUGUACAACAUUUUAAUUUUAAGGGGUUAAAAUCGGCAAAAAUAAAAUUGUACGUGUAAAUACAUAAUGUAUAUGCUAAUAAUAGCUGAUAAUAUAUUAAUCAUAAUAAAAUAAUAAUAAUAUAAUCAUAUAAAAAUCGCUUUUAAGACUAAUAAUAAUAUUUAAAAACUCUACAAAAAAUCCCCCUUCUUUUGAAAAUGCUGAUAUAUAUAAACUUAAAUAUAACUGUAAUACAUUUAAAAUAGAAAUUUCAAAAUAAGACAUAAAGAACACAUUUCUGAAAUAAAAUUAAAAAGGACUGUCCCUGAUACAAAUUUCACUAAACAUGUUUUAGAAAACAACCAUGAUAUAAGUUUUGAUAUCAAUACAGACUUAGAAAUAUUAAAUACCCAAAAUAAAAUUUACAUUAAUUCAGUCAUAGAAGAAUUACACGUACACAAAUAAAUAAAGAAAAAUAAUCUGUAUAUGUAUACAUAUAAAAUAACUUGUCAUGACUGAUUAAUCAUCGUCUAACCCAAAAUACUGAACAGAUCGGGCUGAAAUUUGGCACACAGAUCGCUAUAACGACGCAGGCAUCCGCUGAGAAACGAUUUUUAAAAAUUCAUCCCUUAAGGGGGUAAAAUAGAGGUUUUUAGGUAUAUUUGGUACGAAUAUCUAAUUGCAUAUUUGUUGUUUUAUUUUCUUUUGUUCAAGGGUUACCUUGGUGAUACGGAUGAUAAUUUAGUUGUCACGAAUAAGAAAACUAUUAUAAUUAUAAUUGUUAAUAUUAUUUACACUAUUAAAAUGUCACAAUAGAAUACUUUUAAUCCGCUCAAGGUGGACUACUCACUUUCCACUUAAAUGUUUUCAUUCAAUUCUGACAUGGUCAAAACCAAAAAUGAAUGUGGGUAAAAAAAAUAAUAAUACAAAUUGUCACAGAUAACGCCGGGCACAGGACAGCUAGUUUCUAUAUAAAUAUAUAAUGUUCAGACCAAGAUGAUUUAUUUUUAUUUUCUCUCCUUCUUUCUCUAAUUUUUUUUCUUAAAACAACAUUUUUGCAGUUAGUAAAAUAUUCGAAAAAUGUAUAAACUGGAGAUUUUAUACUCAGUGAUACUUUACGUGAACCAAUUUUCUAGAUUCCUAACAGUAUUUCUAAAAUAUUUAAAACAGCACACAUCAAAACAACUAAUAUAAUUAGUACAAUUAUUAUUUACUGUCCAUUUUAUAUUACCGUAUGAUAAUAAUAAUUAUUGUUUAUGCACUUAAAAAUCAAUAUCAAAUUUUCACCGAAAAUAUAUGUUUUAAGUCCAGUGUAGCAUAUGUGUGCGUGUGUGUCUGUGGUCAGCUUUUUAGCUAAGCUCAGUGCUCGAGUAGAAAAAAUAAGUGUGAUUUUCAUUAUACUUUUAUUAAAACUCUAAUAUAAUAUUAUAAAUACAAUUGUCAAUACAAACACCGUUGAACUGAAACAUUGACAAUAAAUUAAUAACGAUCUACUAAAAUAAAAAAUGAUCAGCAAUAAUGAUUUACCUGCUAUUCACUAAUUGUAUGAAAAUAAAUUCUAAUAAAGGGAAAUCGACAUUGAAAUCGUCCAAUAUCCACCGUAUAGCCACCCAGGGGCGGGGAUAUAGAUGAAGAUAUACCUUAUGAUCUUACCUACACUAUAAACUCCUCUCAAUCAUCUAAACUAACAGUAAUUUACCCAUAGCACGAACCGUGUGCGGCGUUUUUUUUUAAAUUACAAUAUUAUUGUUUGUUAUAAUACAGAAAUAUAGCACUGUUCAGGCAGCCAUCGCUGUCCAGCGUAUACAACAUUUUAUUAUUACCGUUCACAUUUGAAUUGUGGUUAACGGCAUGGCUCGUUGUUUUCGUAUUCGUAUUGGUACUGGUGAUCUUAACGCGUACGAUUGAUCGAAUCAAAAAAGACGUGAAAAACUCCAUGAGCACUCUGGAAAUCUUUACAUUGGUCCACGGAGCUGUCUGCCAACAAGGUAAAUUAUUAAUGAAACACUACAAAAAUAAAUCGCUAUUAAUCGAGUUUACUUAAUAAUCCGCUCCUCGAGUGGCGCUCAUUCCACCUUAAUAAAAUAUACAUAAUGUAUUAUGUAUUAAAUUUUAAACGUUUAUUUUUAUUGAUCGCGAGUUAAUUUUUCGAGUAAAAAAAUACGUACUGAUCUUUAGAACACGAUAUACUACGAGCUGUUAUGCUUUUGGGUCUUAAAAAUCAAAAACUUUUUUUUUUAUAAAAACUGAGUAUAAUUGUCAGACAUUCUCACAUGUUUUCUUGUUCAGAAUACUUGAAUUGUUUUAACGGUUAGCUGAAGUGUUUGAUGAGCUGUAAGAAUUCAACUACGCGUAUAGUGCAUUAAUUAAUUUAUUAGAUCAGUGUUUUAUUUAUAAAUUAAAUUGAACAACAGCACGACCGAUCAUAUUCACAGGGUACAGCGUAUCGAGGAAUUGUGAAUCCAUCCGGGUGGUCGUUUUCGUUCUGUUUUCGACAUCGCUGUUUGUGUAUAUUUCGUACUCAGCAAGUAUUUCCGCGUUAAUUCAGUCAAACAGUAACUCGAUAAGUUCUGUCCGGGAUAUAGUGGAUUCGUCUAUGACUUUCAGUGCCCAGAUAAGUCCAUACGGAAAAUAUUAUUUCGAAGUAAGUAUUCGUAAAGAUACCUACUUUCUAGAAACGUAAAAUAUCUAACCAGGUGAUCCAUUUAAGUGAGUACACUCAUUAUCUCGAAAAAUAUUAACUUUUUCCGGCAUUUGUUUUCUAGAACAUUUAAGAAACAAGCUGCACUACAAUUUUUUACUUACGUUAUUUUUCGUCGCCCUUAUUUUUGGAUUUAAAACCAUUACCUACUUUUGAUUUUCAAAUGGCGACCAAUAUUAAAAAUUUCAUAAAUACGUAGAUGGAGUAUUAGUUAAAAUAAAUUUUAGUGCUGAAAUUUUUGAUUUCCGUCGAUCCGUUGACGAGAUAUUCAACUUUUAAAUUUUGGUAAUACAUAAACUUAAUAUUAAUAAAACAAUAUUUCAGUAAAAUAUUAGAAUAAGUAUCAGACUGCUGUGAUUUAUGACGUAUUUAGGAUGGAACGAGGAAUUACCUCGGGAAUCAAUUGUUUAGAGUUUAAACAAUUAGGGGGCAAAAGCAUUUGAUAAUAAUUAAGUACCUAUAAAAUAUUUAGAGUUUGUUUUUGUAAAACGUUUUUGCAUAUAUGUAUUUGCCGCUUUGACAGUGAUUCAUUGCUAUUAUAUGUUUAAUAUUUUACUGUUAUUUAACUUUCUUAACAUUAAUUUGUAUUAACGAAUAAAAACAGGUUUCCAUUACCGAUGUACCUGUAUAUAAAAAAAUAUAUUUAUAUUCAAAUAUAUUUCAUGUAGGCGAAGGGGGGGGGGUGGGCAGCAUUAAAAUUUUACCUCAUCAAAACUCUAAAUACGUCUUUGAUGCAACAAUAAACAAAUAAAUAAAACAAAAUUGAUCGCAUUACAGGACGUAACUUUUUUAUACUAGGUAUGUGAUUCACUAUAAAUGCAAAAAGGGUAUCACAUGUUUAUAUUUUUUUAAGAAAGACAAAAAACUCCUUAAAUACCUAUAGACUUAUAAUAUUUUAUGAAGUGACUAUAAAAACUUAUAAAUGAUAGGGAAAACUAUAACAAGUAAUUUUUCUUUAUUGAAAAAAUUUAAAUUUUAAACAUGUGCUACUUCUGCGUUUAGCGUUUAUAUAACUUAAAGUGAAUUGCACACAUUUCCACUAUAGAAAAUUAACUUCCAUACUACAUUUCCUUAGACCCUUGUUAAAAUCAAAACUAUCCUUGAAAAAUAAGCUUAUAAUUUACAAGUCCAUAACCCGCCCAGUCUGGCUCUACGACAUCCAAAUUCAGGAGACUGCAAAGCCUGGAUGGCUUUAUAUCCAACAUUAGUACCCUUCAGACGUUUUAGUUCAAAUGCCUUCGCUUAAUGUUAUUUAUUAACCACAACCUUCACAAAGACCUAGAAUUACCGACCCUUAACGAGCUAGCCAAAUCUCGUAACGCCAAAUUUUGUUCUAAACUACACUCUCACUUCAAUCCACUAAUUAAAAAACUGACGCUGAAUAAAAUGGCGCUAACCCAGGGACUUUGUAAACGCAUAACGUCUUAAAUAAAAAUAAACUGGUCAGGUAGCACUUCUGAGAGCUUUUUGUUUUUAAACAUUGUAACAUUUUUAUUUUUUCAAAUCUAUAGUCAUCAGACUUACUUAUGACACCAUUGUAUAGAUUGUAAAUAAAUACAAUUUAAAAUAAAAAAGAACAUUAACUUCUUUUGAGAAUUUUUUUAGGAAACUGACAAUCAUUUAAUAAAGACGCUAUAUAAACGAAAAAUGUUAAUCAACGGAAACAAAGCUUUUACUUCAGCUUCGGAAGGCAUGAGAAAAAUUCGAACGGAGUUUCACGGAUUUAUGGUUUUUGAAAACGAAUACGUAUUAAGAAUAUAUGUUAUUUGUAUUUAUUUUUUUCGUGUUAUAUACAGACAGAGGUGAUUUCGGCUUAUAAAAUUAUCGCUAAUGAAUGGCGAGAAGAAGAAAAAUGUGGAUUAACCGAAAUCCAGAUUUUUGACUUACCGCCGUUAUCGAUCCCGUUGGUGAAAAAUUCUGGACAUAGAGACUUAUUUAAACAGAAGUAAAUAUGUCUUAUAAUGCGCUACGAUGUGUUGUAAUAUAAUUCACAUAAUAGCUCAGUAUAAAUACGUUUGACUUUUGAUGUUCACACGAAGGUUGAUACAUCAAAUGGAAGUCGGGAUAAUCAAACGGGUCAUCAACCAAUGGAUAGCUCCGAAACCGUCUUGCCAAUCGUUACACAGAUACAACAAACACAUUAGAGUGUCCAUCAAAGAGAUACACCUAACGAUCGAAGUAUUUGGAUUCGGUGUCUGUAUAUCGUUGGGAAUAUUUGCAAUAGAAAUUGUCUACCAUUAUUGGGCUGUUCACAAAAAUAAAAAAUAA